UCGGGGGCGGGAGCGGGCUUGCUGCGGAAAGGCCUGCGGAGGGCACCGGGAGCGGGCGGGCUGGCGGACGGACAGACGGACACGGCCUGCCGCGGUCCCUGACGCGCGCCGCUUGGCCCCUCCCGGGCGCCCUCCCCACCGAGGCAGGGGCAGAGGCGCGGCGGCGGGGAGGAGGGGGCGGCGGCGUCUGCGCGCACACGCGCGCUCCCACACACACAGACACACGCGGGCCACCCCACGGCCACGCGCCACGCACCCCGCACCCACACCCGCGCUCACACUCACAUUCACACUCACACUCACACGCGCAGGCCCCGCGGCCGCCGCUUCCCGGAGGCGGUGCUUGGCCCGGAUCCCGGCUGGGGCUGGGAAGGAGAGGACUUGGGUGAGGAGCUGCUGCCACCCGGGCUGGGCCAGGACCUGAGAUCUCAUUGCUACUGCUGCCGCUGCUGCCUGGGGGACCUUUCUGAGACCCAGGUCAGGGACAGUGCCGGAGGGGCCUCCUCUGCUGCAGACGUCUGAGCAGAGACGACUGGCCGCCCUGAGCGCAAUUCAAUUCAACAGACAUUUACUGAGUGCCUACUAUGCGCCAGGCCUUAGGCUGGGCACUGGGGGAGGGGCGCAGACAGGAAGAUGGGGUCCUGUCCUCAGGUAGCUCCAGGCGGGGGAGGGGGCAUGGAGAAGACAGGCAAGGGCUAAACAGCUCAGCACCAGGAGAGAAGCUGCUUGGUGGGCUGGAUGCAGCAGAGACCCGGGUUCAAGUGCAUCACUGGAGAGCUGCUGUUCCUCGUCCGCACCUCAGUUUCCCCUACUUGUAAAAUGGGGGAGAUGAUCUCUAGGACCCAUCCAGGAUUCCAAGGGCUAUAGCUCGGGGUUGUGGGGGCAGAGCAGGGGGGUCACCCUGCAGAAGGGAGAUCUCCAAAGGCUUCUCAGAGGAGGAGGCAUAAGGUCUUGGCCCAGGGGAUGGGGACAGGUGGGAAUGGGUCCCAGGGUUAGUACCAGCUAAUCGCUAGUGAGUAACGGCCUCGUGGAUAUGGGUGUGGGCGUGCCCUCAAUUCCAUAGGGUUGCGAGGGGACAUGGUGGGGUGUGAGCUUAGAGAGGGAGAGAGGGGUUCUAGGGCCACAGGUUGGGGUGUGAGCUCUAUUCUGGGGCCAGUGGGAGCCAUUGUGGGCUGUUGAGGGAGAGUCAGGAACAGCUGGUCCUGCUCUGUCUCACCCUCUUCUCUCUCCCUCUCUGGGGCACACUUCAGGAUCACAUUCCCAUAGAACCUUGCAGCCAUGUGGCCUUGGCAGCACCUGCACUGUGCCAGGCACUGUGUACAUUAGUCCUCAUUGCGGCCCCAAUUCACAGAGGAGGACGCAGAGCUCUGAGAGGAAGCUCUUGCCCAAGGUCAUAAUCUGACCCCCAAGCCCCGCAUGCUUCUCCCACUACCUCCCCCUGAAAGAGUUCCUAUUCUCUGUGACCUCUCCCAUCCUGGGGACGCCCCCCACAAAGCCCCGGGGAGUGCCUGCCAAGGGCAAUGCAGUUGGGUUUGGAGGGUGAGGUCAGGAAAAUCCCAGAUGUUAGCAGGACUGGCUUUCUCCAAGACCUGAGUUUCUGCCCUAUCAGCCACCCUCUGGGAUAGAGAGUGAGGCGGGGCUCCUUCCCACUUUACAGAUGAGAAGACUGAGGCCCUGAGGGUCAUGUGGCUAGUCCAAGGUCAAACUCAAGGGAGUGACAGCCUAGGCUAGAAGCUGGUCUCUUUAUUGCCCAACCGAGGCUGGAGGGAGGCUGAAGUCCCCUGAGAUCUGUGCAAAAGCUGACCCCUCCCCGACCUCCCCAGGGAGCAGAAGAGCCCAGAAGAGCACUGGAGUCACAGACCUGGUUCAAAUCCUGGUUUUGUCUUUUGCAUGAACUGUGUGAUCUGAGCAAGUCAUGAAUUACUUGGAGCCUCGAUUUCCUUAUCUAUAUGAGGGCGGCGAGCUGGCCUCCUUCACUCAGCCAUGAACAAAUAUUUAUUGAGCACCUACUAGGAGAAGCAGGACCCUUCCUCGGGGAACUCAGUCCAGAGGUAGCAGCAGCAUUUAUGAUUCCGGUUGUGAUGGAGGAAGCGCAGGGGGCUGUGGGGACCCACAGGAGAGACCCCGGCCAGGUUGGAAGAAGGCAGGCAGGUAGGAGGGCAGAACAGGCAGCGGCUCCCACAAGACCAUGUGGGCUGGGCUCUGGAUGCUGUUGGAAUUUUCCCAGAUCAGCCCGAGCCAACGAAGACUUUUCAGCAGGGAGUGCCAUGCUCAGGUUGAUGUUCUAGAAAGUUCAUCUUCUGCUGGGUGGAGGGGGCAUGGAGUGGGGAGGUAGGGUUGGAGGUAGAGAGACCAGCAGGAGCAGCAGGGGGAGGCGGCGGCACCAAGGUGGGACUAGGGGCAGGUGGGGAGGUGUGGGUGACUCUCACCGUGUCUGGGAACUGGGAGAGAAGCAGGGGAGGAGGGGGAAGGGGCCGUGGGAGAUGAGUCCAGCCGUGGAGGUGGACAUGGAUGAGUGAGUUUCAGGUGCCAGGGAAGGGCCCCGGAGGCAGCUGGGUACGGUGAUUUGGGUGUGGUCAGCCCAGAGCUGACAUUAGAAGCCUUGGGAGGGGUUGAAGGGCUCUUGGGGUAGGGGAGGGGGAAGCGGGUUUGAGAGAGGCAGUGAGCAGGGACCAGGACAUCAGGGGAGGCCACUGCUUGGCUUACAAGCAGAGGAGCCCGAGGGGUCGCGGCCUGGGAGGUCGCGGGAAAGCAAAGCUGCAGGUCCCCAGCCCAGGAAGAAGGUGGCAGGACUUAGGUCUGCGGGGAGAUUUCAGAAGGCGACAUGUCAGGCGCUGUGCCUGGCACCAGCGCGGAUGAGGUGCUCAGGAGGGUCAGCUCCUGCAUCUUUUCACCUGAAGGCAGAAGCUUAGUCUGUCCCUUACCCUCCUGAGGAGGACGAGGAGGCUACAGAGGGGGAAGGUGUCAGGGAAGGAGGAAAAGGGGAAAAACAUUUGCAAGCAUGACAAGGCUGAAGUGAGGGAGAGAGAAAGGGGGAGAAAGAGGAAAAUAAAUUACCAUACACCAGGAUCUUGUUAUUCAAGCUAAUUUUCAAAGGACCACAGCUGUCACACUGAGAUAAUUCGUUAAUUAUAACAGCCAUUGUGCUUUGGCGAUGGGAGAGAAACCAAGGCCGGGGAACAGGCUGAAGGUGGGGGUGGGAGCAGGCUACUGGGGGGCCUGGACAUCAGAGAGGGGACAGGGACAGAGGCAGAGAGGGGUGUGUUGCCCUCGGGACUGAAAGGAAGACAGGCCAGGCCCCAUCCUUCCUCACUGUCAUUGUUGCGGUGGGUAAUGAGGUCCUCCUGCCUGCCUGGCAUGUGCCACGGUGCCACGCGCCAGACCCCCACAGCCAUACCUGCAGGAGGCAGCUUCCUGGAGCUGUGACCCUGCCCAGACCGUGGCCUGUGGCCAUCCCCUCCAUGGCCCUCUGAGCUGGUGCCCUUCUUGUCCCACUUUACAGAAGAGGAAACUGAGACCCAGGAAAGAUUAGCUUGCCAGGACCACGGGGUGACGUGGCGUAGCCUGGAUUCGAGCUGAAUGUGGACCCAGCGCUUUGGCAGCACGUUAGGGAGGGCCGGUCUUGGUGGAUUGGCCACGCGGAGUUGGUGGACACAGGAGCUGUCACAUAGAUAGCCUCACGUUCGGGCUGUGGUUUCUGCCCAGCCGGCGGCCCUCCCCGGGGAGUUUCCGGGGCUCGAUGUCGACCCCUCUGCACUGACAGAGCCUCCUUGUUCUCUGAUGCUGCAGCUGCAGGCCCCCCGUGGCCUCAGAGGCGGCCGUCAGUGUGGGCUGGACCCUCCCACCUCCUCUAGAGAAAGCUGGUCUUAGGGCCAGGGGAAGGGAAUUUGGGCCACCCCAGCUGGUGUCCAUACUGACCCCUUGCGAUCGCCUGGUUAGAGGUUCUGAAGCGACAGAAGCUGAAUGGGCUGUGGCCUCAGGAGGGGUUUCUCAGCCUGGGCCUAGAGGGCUCCAGGACCCUGGGUGCUGGGCCAUGCUAGGGACAGGGGGCUGGGGGUGUGGCAGGCAGGUGUCCCAGUCCUAGGUGAGCAGAGCGAGGGAGUCCAUGGGGAGAGGGGUGGGACCAGGGAGCCAUUCCAGAAACCCCAGGGCCCCUUGGUGAGCUGUGGUGUGGCUUCAGGAACUCAGGUCUCCUGGUGUCCACAGCGGCCAUGCCUGGAAACAGCACCUAGGCUAGGCCAGCUGGCAGUGUUCUGUGUGGUGGGAAUAAUGUUUGGGAGAGGGUAACCCUCAAACCCCAGUAGGAGCCCCAAACUUGACCCAGGCAGGGUUGUUGGCAGGGGAGAAGUGGGCCCCACAAGGUGACAGGUGGGCCUGGGGUGGCUGUGUGGGAACUCCCUUGGUUGGGGACCUCUCCCCAGUGGGGCCGCUUGGAGCCAAGGGGAAGCUGUCAGAGGGUCAGGACAGCUUAAAGUCCUGUAGAAUUGGUGACCCACAGAGGCCAAGACACAGGAGACUUUUAGGACCAAAUAAAUGGUAGAUACAUCCUAGAAUCCUUGAGCCCCAGACUCAUAACUGGAGACCUCCCUCCCCAAAUGACAGAUCCAUGCUGUUAGUAUCCUGGUGCUAAAACCCAGGAGCCACGGGUCAGGAGGAUAGGGGAGGGGAGCUCGAGGUCAGGCAGGGGUCAAGUACAGGAGGCAGGGAUCGGGGCACCCUUGGGUCCCAGGCUGAGAGGCUCAUAGGAAUACCCCUGACAGGCUGGGUUUCUACUUGUCCCCACUCUGGGGUUCCCCCUUGUUGCUGGCCUCAUAAACUCCAGUGUGGAGGGGUCAGCUGGCCUCCUAAACCAGAGAGGCAGGGAGGAGGUUGGAUGCUGCCCCGGCCUGUGCCACUGCUGUGUCUCCAGGGAUGCAGACCCAGGGAAGCCAGAUCUUCCCCGUGUCUCAGUGGAUUCCAGAAAUGAGGAUUUUUGAAAUAAAAUCUGCCAAGUUUUCAAUAUUGGCAACUGAUUAAAAAAAUGUGAAAACUACCAUCCAGAUGAAACAGGAUCCCACAGCAGCUCUUCAACGGAGCCUGGGGCCGUGGAGGCUGGAAGCCACCGCGUAGCAGUUGUGAGGCCUGUUUCCUCAUCUGCAAAGUGGGAAUAGUGAUAGUGCUUUUAAGAUGUUUAAAGUUGGCUCAGGAUUAAAUGAGUUAAUAUGGGAAGUGCGGAGGCCCAGCCAGUGCAAGCACUGAAGACUCUUUUCAUCUUGUCGGAGGCCGCCCAUCCCUCCCCGGGCUACCUCUCAGGGGGCUUCGCUCUCCGACACUGGAGCCUCCAUUUCCCCCUUGCGGUCCCCACAUGCACUGCCCCUGUCUUGGGACAGCCCUGAGGGUACUGGAGGGCAGGGAAGCGUUCGCCCCUUGGGACCCUGGAGGAGGAGCAGGUGGAGGAAGCAGAGCCAGGAGGGCGGGCCUAGCCGGCGCCUGGUACAUAGUAGGUGCUCCAUAAAUGUUUAUUGAAUGAAUGAAUGGAGGCCAUGCAGGCAGAGGCAGCCGUGCUGCGCAGGCACUGGUGAAAGAGCGGGUCCAGUGGACACUGGCCUGGAGACGGAGUAGGUACUAAAGAUGACUGUGGCACCCUGUGAACAGGGGAGGCACGGGGACCAGGAACCAGGUGCAGAUGGGUCUCUUCCUUCCUGCCCCCAUCUCUCUCACUCCCGGCUCAGUGCGGCACUCUCCAGCCUCCUGUGGGAAUCAUCUGAAGGUCUGAGCCCGGAAGCCAAGGAGGAAGACGAGGAGGAGGAAGAGGAGGAGGAGGGAGAGGAAGUCAAGCCCUGAGAACCCUUGCACCUUCCUAGCAGGAGACAAGGAGCAACGCUGUGGUGGGGAGCAGGCUGUGGGGCCCCCACCCCCAGCCAGGCCUAGUGCCUGCUGUAGCACCCUAGAAGAUCCCCAGCAGUUGGCACUAGCUGUACCCACCUUGCCUGGGGCCCCCGUGCUGGGGGUCGCCCCCAAGAUGGUGGCGGCCCCAGGGAGGACUGUGCUGCCAGCCCCAGCCUCUGGCCGCUAGGCACCCCCUGCCUUGCCCUGGCCCCUCACUCCGAGGCCAGCGCCAUGCUGCGCCUGGGGCUGUGCGCGGCGGCACUGCUGUGCGUGUGCCGGCCGGGUGCCGUGCGUGCCGACUGCUGGCUCAUCGAGGGCGACAAGGGCUACGUGUGGCUGGCCAUCUGCAGCCAGAACCAGCCGCCCUACGAGACCAUCCCGCAGCACAUCAAUAGCACCGUGCACGACCUGCGGCUCAACGAGAACAAGCUCAAAGCCGUGCUCUACUCCUCGCUCAACCGCUUUGGGAACCUCACCGACCUCAACCUCACCAAGAACGAGAUCUCCUACAUCGAGGACGGUGCCUUCCUGGGCCAGUCGAGCCUGCAGGUCCUGCAGCUGGGCUACAACAAGCUCAGCAACCUGACGGAGGGCAUGCUGCGAGGCAUGAGCCGCCUGCAGUUCCUCUUUGUCCAGCACAACCUCAUCGAGGUGGUGACGCCCACCGCCUUCUCCGAGUGCCCGAGCCUCAUCAGCAUCGACCUGUCCUCCAACCGCCUCAGCCGCCUGGACGGUGCCACCUUUGCCAGCCUCGCCAGCCUGAUGGUGUGUGAGCUGGCCGGCAACCCCUUCAACUGUGAGUGCGACCUCUUCGGCUUCCUGGCCUGGCUGGUGGUCUUCAACAAUGUCACCAAGAACUACGACCGCCUGCAGUGUGAGUCGCCGCGGGAGUUUGCCGGCUACCCGCUGCUGGUGCCCCGGCCCUACCACAGCCUCAACGCCAUCACCGUACUCCAGGCCAAGUGUCGGAACGGCUCGCUGCCCGCCCGGCCCGUGAGCCACCCCACGCCCUACUCCACCGAUGCCCAGAGGGAGCCAGACGAGAACUCGGGCUUCAACCCCGACGAGAUCCUUUCGGUGGAGCCGCCGGCCUCGUCCACCACGGAUGCGUCGGCAGGGCCAGCCAUCAAGCUGCACCACGUCACGUUCACCUCGGCCACCCUGGUGGUCAUCAUCCCACACCCCUACAGCAAGAUGUACAUCCUGGUGCAGUACAACAACAGCUACUUCUCCGAUGUCAUGACCCUCAAGAACAAGAAGGAGAUCGUGACGCUGGACAAACUGCGGGCGCACACUGAGUACACCUUCUGCGUGACCUCGCUGCGCAACAGCCGCCGCUUCAACCACACCUGCCUGACCUUCACCACGCGGGACCCCAUCCCCGGAGACUUGGCGCCCAGCACGUCCACCACCACCCACUACAUCAUGACCAUCCUGGGCUGCCUCUUCGGCAUGGUUAUCGUGCUGGGAGCUGUGUACUACUGCCUGCGCAAGCGGCGCAUGCAGGAGGAGAAGCAGAAGUCUGUCAACGUCAAGAAGACCAUCCUGGAGAUGCGCUACGGGGCUGAUGUGGAUGCCGGCUCCAUUGUGCACGCCGCCCAGAAGCUGGGCGAGCCUCCCGUGCUGCCCGUAUCUCGCAUGGCCUCCAUCCCCUCCAUGAUCGGGGAGAAGCUGCCCACCGCCAAGGGGUUGGAGGCCGGGCUGGACACACCCAAGGUAGCCACCAAAGGCAACUAUAUCGAGGUGCGCACAGGCGCCGGCGGGGAUGGUCUGGCUCGGCCCGAGGAUGACCUCCCGGACCUCGAGAACGGCCAGGGCUCGGCUGCAGAGAUCUCCACCAUUGCCAAGGAGGUGGACAAGGUCAACCAGAUCAUUAACAACUGCAUCGAUGCUCUCAAGCUGGACUCGGCCUCUUUUCUGGGAGGCGGCAGCAGCAGUGGGGACCCCGAGCUGGCCUUCGAGUGCCAGUCCCUCCCUGCAGCUGCUGCCGCCUCCUCAGCCACUGGCCCCGGGGCCCUGGAGCGGCCCAGCUUCCUUUCGCCUCCCUACAAGGAGAGCUCCCACCACCCACUACAGCGCCAGCUGAGCGCCGACGCGGCCGUGACCCGCAAGACCUGCAGCGUGUCGUCCAGUGGUUCCAUCAAGAGCGCCAAGGUCUUUAGCCUGGACGUGCCCGACCAUCCGGCCGCCACAGGGCUGGCUAAGGGCGACUCCAAGUACAUCGAGAAGGGCAGCCCCCUCAACAGCCCGCUGGACCGGCUCCCGCUGGUGCCGGCGGGCAGCGGCGGGGGCAGCGGCGGGGGCGGGGGCAUCCACCACCUGGAGGUGAAGCCGGCCUACCACUGCAGCGAGCACCGGCACAGCUUUCCCGCCCUGUACUACGAGGAGGGUGCCGACAGCCUGAGCCAGCGCGUGUCCUUCCUCAAGCCGCUGACCCGCUCCAAGCGUGACUCCACCUACUCGCAGCUCUCCCCCAGACACUACUACUCAGGGUACUCCUCCAGCCCCGAGUACUCAUCCGAGAGCACGCACAAGAUCUGGGAGCGCUUCCGGCCCUACAAGAAGCACCACCGGGAGGAGGUGUACAUGGCCGCCGGUCACGCCCUGCGCAAGAAGGUCCAGUUCGCCAAGGACGAGGAUCUGCAUGACAUCCUCGAUUACUGGAAGGGGGUCUCCGCCCAGCAGAAGCUGUGACCCCCCACUUCCUCCCUGGUGAGGUCGGAGCCAGAGGGCUGGGGGCCUUUUGGGGGAAGGGUCCAGGCGGCCAGGGCGGGGAGCAGACUCGGGGGCCAAGGCCCAGGAGAGGACGCACAUGCAGACCUACACGCACGCACGCACACACACACCUGACCACCACCCGACUGUGAACAAACCAACAUCCGACAAUAACGGACAGGAAAACAGAGACACAUUUUCCUUAAAGUUUACAAACUGAUACUGAAACCAGUCGUCUUUACUGUGCUGCCCAGGGACUCUGCUGGGGUGUGCAGGGCUGGGGGGCUGGCGGGGGGAGGAAGGAAGCCAAGAGAGGGUGUGGGGUCUGGGGGUCUGGGGCUAGAAACAGGUGUGGGGAUCAAGAAGGCUAGGGUAGAGAGGGACUGAAGCCCCUCUAGGGCAGGGAGAGGGUCCCUUCCCAAGCUGGGAGUCAAGUCACCUGCAGAUUUAGCAUUAGACAUCGGGCAAUGUCUCCCUCCACUUUAGAGAGGGGGGGAAACUGAGGCCCAGAGAAGGGAGUUGACAACCCCAGGGUCACACAGCAGCUUAGCCUCAAGUCCCCCAACUUCCCAGCCCAGUGCUGUCCCGGAACCCCCUGCAGCUCUCUUGUGGACCCCUGCCCGCCCUGUGCCCACCCCACAUCCCUUUCCGAAGCUGUGGUCCCUUGGGGCUGAGGGACUUGAGAAUCAGGCAGGUGCUUUUUCUUCCUAGAAAGCCACAUGGCAGUGCCCCCAGAGUGUGCAGCUGUGAUUCAGAAUCCUAGGGGGCUUUUGCCCCCUAUGCCGGCACCCGGGAGAAGGGAGAGGGUCCUGUUGAUGGGAAAGGAGCCGAGGCAGGGCGACAUUCCACCAGCCCACUUCAAGUGUCUUCCACGUGGCCUGGGAAGAGUGGGGCGUGUGGCGGGCAGGCCAGCUCCCAGGACAUCUCAGGUGCAGGCUCCCGGCCCCAGCUUCUCUGGUCCUCCGAGACCCCUGCCCACCGCAGAAGGGCAGCGGUGCACUGUGAUGCCUGGAGGGCUGCAGGGAGGAGCUGUCAUGGGGGACUUCCUGCCUGUCCCCAUGGCCUGUGUCCCCACCUGCCCGACCCCAUUGUGGGAUCUCGGCUCCUAUCUCAGCCGCCCACCCGGGGAAGGAGGGCUUUCUCACCCAUCCCCUCUGGGCUGCUCAUCCAGGCCCGGCCCCCUGGCCAGAGGGGCUCCCAUGUUUCCAUGGCAAUGGCCACUUCCCUCUUUCUGACCCCCCACCCAACAUCAAACAAAGCACAAACAGUGAGGCCCCCACCUGAGAGAGGGUUGAGGAGCAGGCUGGGUUCGUGGCGCCCCAGCCCCUCCCAGCCAGCCUCUGUCACCAUGGUAACCCUGUGCCUGGCAGUUGGUGCCCAGAGUGACCGUUGGGCUCGGGGGUUCUCUGUCCAUGUAGGCGGUGGCAGAGGGUGUUGAGGGUGGUGAGGGAGGGCCAGCCUGGCAGCAGCUCCUGGGGCCAGCUCUUUUGGGAGGCAAAUCUGGGGUCCUGAGACUGGGGUCUUGACCAGUCAGGAUGCUGAUGGGCUGGAGUCCAUCAUCCUUCACCUCUGGGUGGGAGCUGGCCCAGCGGGGUGUGGGGACGCCUCUACUAGCAGCUUUGCCCGCCUAGCAACAUGUCGCUUGGCUGCCACCCACCUCAGCUUGGGGGGCCCCGGCUCUCCCCACACCCCUGCCAGAGACCCCCAGUCUAGGGCCUGUGGCCCACAUGGGUUUCCUGAGAUUUGGGGAGUGUGACUGAGGGGCGAGGGUGGGCACUGGAAUGGGUCCAAGACCGGCACUGUUGGUGGGCAGGGGCUCUGACCAGGAAAGCGAGUGCCAUCCCCUGGGGACCCCAACGACCUUCCUGCUGGGGGCAGGGGGUGGGGGAGGACAGCAGAGGGCUAGGAGGCUCGGGCUCAGCUGAGUACCUCUCUCACACCAACUUUGGGGUUAACGAAGCCCAGGGCUCACUUUGAGGGUGACAUUUGCAAAGGAAAGACUGUUCUCCUGGGGCGAGGAGGGGAGGGGGCGGCAUGGAUACGCGGAGCAGACCUCCUCCCCCGGCCCCCAAAACCUGCCCCCCAACCCCUCCUCACACCCCGUCGGCACAACUGAGAAAAGCAAGCAGGCAGAGAAGCCAGGGGUGUGAGGAAGCAGACUCCCUGUUAUAUUUGCAUGACGAUUUUACUGUAUUUUUCUGAGCAGACAUCUGUCGUGUAUGUGCCAGUUUGUCCAGACUCCCCCGCCCCCUCUCUGAUGCCCUGCUUUCUCACAUUCUGUCUGUUGUGAUCUGACGAGCAGCUCUUGAAACCCAGGGAGGGGUCAGCUCUGCAAAAACAGACCCAAAACAGGUGCCACCAAGACACAGCCCUGCCCCACACCCACCUCCUGUGUUUCUGAGCAUUGGGCCCAUGUGCCACCUCCCUUCCUCCCUCCCUCUCUCCACUGCCACCUCCCUUGUCCCCAGUUCCUUCCCCUCCUCCAUGCCAGGGAGGGCAGCCCCAGGGAAGCCUCCUCAAGGGCUCAUGUCCCGGUGGAAGGGACUGUCUGUCCGUCCCGCUUGUUCCCGUUUUGCAGAUGAGGAAGUCAGGGCUCCCAGACGGGCCUGGUGACUUGGCUGGCCAGCUGGGGUGGAGGAUCAGUCACACUGCUGAGUGUAGGAGGCCAGGAGCUUGGGGCUUCGUGGGGGGCUUCAGGGAGAGGGUGGGGGCUUUGAGAAAGGAACCCGUGGGAAGAAGGAGCACGCCUGGGCUGGGCCCCAGGGAGGGUUCCCAGCAGCAGGAGUUAGGGGCCUGCGCUUGCCAUUUCCCCAUCCUUUCUGCGUGAAGAUACUUAGGAAACCUCAGACUCUCUGACUGCAGGGACAGGGGCCCUUCCAAAGAGCAGGACUCUGAUGAUCCAGGAGGGGAACUGGCCUUGAAGACCCAGUUCAUGUGGUUCCUUGUGAGGCAGAGUGGGGUCUAAGACUCGGGUCUCUGGCCUCCCAGCCAGGCCAGAGCCCCAACUGCUCAGCCUGGGGAGAGCCCACCCGGAGGCUGGCCUGCAUCUGUGUCCCACGUCCUGCUCAGGAUGAGUUUUUCCCAGGCGGGAGGGAAGUAUUCACAAAACGUUGCCAUCCAAGGUCUGGGUUUGUGAUGAUGAUGAGCAUGGUGGAGCUGGGCUGUGGUCUGGGGCAGGCCAGCAGGGCAGACACCAGGAAAAGAGGGCAGGGGGGCCACAGGGAGGGAGGGGAGAUGGAGGCCCGGUGGAGCGAGGGAUGUGUGGGUGCCACGCCCUGGACCUCUGCGGGGAGGCCUCCUGCCUUGGGCCCGAACGAGGUCACACCUGGGCUUGCCUGCCUCUGUUGGAGAAUCUCCUCUGAAGCUGUUUCUGGGAAGUAGCACAAUGGGUCUGCUCCUUCCUGGAGGGCACAGCAGGUGCAGCUAACCCUCUGUUGGAGCUUAUGGCCUUCCAGUAGCAAAACACAGAGGUCUGGCAUGAAGGCAAGAAAGCCUGGUUGGUGGGGAAACCUCGUCACAGGUCCCGGCCUUGCUUCUCCCCGCAGCAGGAAGUCUCUCUCUCUGCCCACCAAAGAUCCCUCACCUGGGCUCCCCUCCUGGGGCAGUGCAGGAGGCCUGUGGGAGUAGCCUGUGUCCAGGCUGGGGAGCCCGUGUUUGGGUAGGUCUGGGAAAAGGGCUGUCAGGGGAGCGAGGAGGGUGGGAGUAAAAAGACCUGCUUGGGAAGGCCAGGCCUGGAUCGUCCCCGGGAGGCAGCUGGGGCAGCAGCAGUGGGGCGUAUCAGGCUGGCCGAGAGUCACCCAUGUUCUCAACUGGAAGUUGGUUGCCUGCCCCACUCCCUCCUGGAAAUGUAACAGAGGGGGGAACAGAAGUGCAGAGACGGAAAGGAGAGGAAAGGAGACCUAGAGCUGACAAACUCGGUUGUGACAGUGCUGAGGCUGGGAUGGCAUCAGGAAUUAAGGACACCAGUGACAGGUCCUAGCUUAUAAGGGGCCUAAGUGCAGGGAAGGGAUAAGACACAAUGCUCCCUAGUGACUGGCACCUUGCAGAAAAUCAAAAUAGGGUGAUGGGGUGGGGAGGGGCAAGGCUGGUCAGGGAGCAUCCUGUGUGGGAUGGGGGGACAGGGAGCCAAGCUGUGAAUGACAAGAGGAGCCAGAAGGGUGGGUGGGUGGGUGUGAAGACGAGACUAGAGGGAGUGGGGUUGCAAUGGCUGCCUGUCCCCCAGGCACCGCCUCUGUCCCCCACUACCCUGCCCCUGCCCAUUCCUGGCCCAGCAGAGCCCCCUUUCCAUGAGUGUGGAUGGGCGGGGCAAGCCGUCGGGGAGCCUGGGGAAGCUCAGCCCUGAGGGGCUUACUUUGCCCGUGGAAGCCAGUGUGAAGGUUAGGGCAGCCUUGCCUGGCCCCAUUGCCACCUCUCCUGUCUGACAAGGUGGCUGCUCCAGAGGUGGCUGAGCCCCAGGAGAGGGACCUCCUCUAACUCUCACGCUCAGAUUCCAUCCUGACACACUCCUUCCCUGACCCUGGGUCCUCCCCCUUCUAAGACAAAACCAGGGUCCCUACUGCUUGCCUCCAGAGGCGGCUUCAGGCCUCACUAAAGCUCAGGCAGUCCUGCUGAGCAGGAGGGAGAGGAAGGGGGUCCUGUAGGACGGGCAGGAUGGUCUGGGCCUGCUCCUCCUUCCUCUGCCCCUCUGCCACUCCACACUCCAGCACAGGGCUGGGACAGGGGCUUGGAGUUCCUGCAGUGGUGGCCGCACUUCCCUCCCUCCCUCCCUUCCUUCCUCAGGAGCCGCCAGUCCCCAAGUUGGCUGUGGUUGGGCACCUGGUUUGGGUCCUGCAGAGCUGGGCUCAGGCCCUGGGCUCUGAACCUGUGAACCCUUGCUGUGUUACGAACCUUUCCUUCCUCUGAGGGCCUUGAACCCUCUCCUUUUCUUCUUUUGGGGGUGGGGGUUAACUUUAUUUUCUCUUCCCUGUAUCUGCCUCUCCCUUCCCUCAAUUUCCUGUUUUAAAACUGAAUGGCACGAAAUUGUUUUCCUCAACUCGGAGAUUCCUGUAUGGAGAGAAUCAAUUUCUAUAUUUGCAAUAAAUUUCUUAUUUAAAGCUA
Gorilla gorilla gorilla (western lowland gorilla) is the source of this 13680-nucleotide messenger RNA. It is a transcript of the gene ELFN2, whose product is annotated as extracellular leucine rich repeat and fibronectin type III domain containing 2. The record is from RefSeq and is a predicted model, not a curated record. Gene Ontology annotation, molecular function: protein binding. Bases 6100 to 8562 code for a protein of 820 amino acids. NCBI's taxonomy places the organism in Eukaryota, Metazoa, Chordata, Mammalia, Primates, Hominidae. Gene Ontology annotation, cellular component: plasma membrane. The transcript is spliced from 5 exons.